AUGCAAGUCUUCUUCCUCAAUGGCGAUUCAAUGAUACUUGACCCUGAAGAAGGUUUGGCAGCAGCGAAGGCCAAGGUGGCUCAACGCUUGGGAGUGCUUCCGCGGGAUGUAAAACUCACCUGCGGCGGAGAGAUUCUUACCGAGAUGCCAGCACAGAGUGUUCUGCAGGAUUCCCUAUGCUAUGCCGCCACAUCAAGGGAGCCGGGCAGUGUGCCUUUUGAGACGGCGUGGGAGUUCAUAAGGCAACGGUGGCUACCGGUGCAGAACGAGCGAGAGAGGUUUGAUCGGUUGAGAGGACAGUGGAUGUUGAAGUACCAGGCGCUUCGUGUGAUUGGCCAGUGGGACGUUCAGUCUGCUUGGUUUGACCUGGAUGUGGAAAGACUCAGGCUGUGCAAGGAAGAAACGUUAUUUUUGCGCGCAGUUGACCAGUGUUGCGAGUCUCUUAGGGCAGAGUUGCGGGCUCUUGCUGUGGAUGAGCAGGGUCAGAGGGAGCUCUUACGUGACUUUUUUCUGUCCUUGGACUCCCUUGGUCCUCCAGAUCCUUACAGAUGUUUUUGCUAUGAAUGCUGUGGUGAAGCAGGCGAGCUAGACUCUGAUGGAGAGGACUAUGGACCACCCUGGUACAACCAGGAUCACCCUGGGGGUUCGCCAUCACACGAAUAUUGCAAGUGGGAGCGACUGCGUCGCCUGCUUGAGCAACAGGAACUGGAGGAUGGCAUCCUGAUCGACCUGCCUCACUGCCGACGUCAGACCAGGCCUCCCACGCGCCGGAAAGAUCGUCGCUCAGGCUACAAAGUCAAAGGCACCAGACGAUCGCGAUGGAAGCGAACUUACAAGCUGGAGUCUUCAGCCCUCGUUAGCGAGUGCGAUGUUUAG
Messenger RNA from Symbiodinium natans, 876 nucleotides. NCBI's taxonomy places the organism in Eukaryota, Dinophyceae, Suessiales, Symbiodiniaceae. The record is from the annotation of a GenBank genome assembly.